Molecule: messenger RNA, 1212 nt
Organism: Ogataea haglerorum
Lineage: Eukaryota; Fungi; Ascomycota; Pichiomycetes; Pichiales; Pichiaceae
Exons: 2
Coding region: 1-1212 (403 amino acids)
Biological process (GO): post-translational protein targeting to membrane, translocation; protein targeting
Cellular component (GO): Ssh1 translocon complex; membrane
Molecular function (GO): transmembrane protein transporter activity
Source: RefSeq, a predicted model, not a curated record
AUGGCUGAGUUCGAUAAGCUGACCGAGGCUCCUGUGGAGUUUCUCAAAGAAGGUUCCCGGUUUGUUGCCAAGUGCACCAAGCCAUCCAAGAAGGAGUACCUGAGACUUGUUCGCGCCGUGGGGAUAGGCUUUUUGAUGAUGGGCGUUGUUGGAUACGCCAUCAAGCUAAUCCAUAUUCCAAUUAGAUACUUGAUUCCUCGUCCGUGUGUUCUGUCGUCGGGACGCACCUGGGCGUCGAUAGGUGCUUCAGCGUCAUCGCCGUUUUUGUGUCGUCGCCGUCGCGACUUUUUUCUCAUGAGUUUCUCUUCGCUUCUGACACAGAUCACCGGAAAGGGCACGCACGCUCCUUCUUCCGGAGCCAAACAGACACCGAACUUGUCUGUGAGCGCGUCUGUGCCGAAAUCGAGUGGCGAAGCGAGGAAAACGCCGACGACGGCCAAGAAACCCAGCCGGUCUCUCCUGACCACUCCGGCACCAGACCCGGCGGUGCAACGGCUCAAGGAGGCGAGACGACUAGAAAAGGAGAAGCAGGAGGAGCUUAAACGGCAAAAACGGCUCGAGAUGCUGAAGAAGCGCGACAGCGAGCGCGACAGACUCAGCAGACAGAAACCUGUGCCCAGCAAAGACACGGCGAAGAAGCCACCUGCUGCUCCGGCGCGGCCGCCGCUACCAAAAAUGUCGUUCAAGGAGCUGAUGUCGCGGGCGGAGACCGUCGACAAGAACAAGCUGGUUUACGCGCCGAUCAAGAUGGAGACGAAGAAGAAGGACGCCGGCAAGAGGCCCGAGAGGAAGUUUGCACAGCCUUCGCCGGCGCUGCUGGAGAAGCUGUCGAAGCGGGAGAAGCCGAACGCUGCGAAACGGGACAAGCAGUCGCUGCAGCGGAGCGCGCGCACAGACAGCUACGGCAUCGAGGCAGACUCUGGGGCCGAGGACGAGGACUCGUUCAUUGAGGACGAUAGUCUGGACGAUUUUGUUGUGGACGACCCGCGCGAGCGCCGACGCGACUAUAAUAGCGACGAAAUCUGGCAGCUGUUCAACAGAGGCAAGAAGCGGCAGUACGUCGACGUCGACGACGACGACAUGGAGGCCACGGGCGCCGACAUUCUCGAGGAGGAGGAGCGGGCGCUGCGGCAGGCACGGCUCGACGACAAGCGCGAGGAGUUGCUGGAGCGCAGGCUGAAGGAGGAGAAGCUCAAGCGCAAGAAGGUGUAA